This is a messenger RNA of Magnolia sinica, 1005 nucleotides long. RefSeq names its product plant intracellular Ras-group-related LRR protein 6-like. Bases 1 to 870 code for a protein of 289 amino acids. The record is from RefSeq and is a predicted model, not a curated record. Gene Ontology annotation, molecular function: protein binding. The transcript is spliced from 4 exons. NCBI's taxonomy places the organism in Eukaryota, Viridiplantae, Streptophyta, Magnoliopsida, Magnoliales, Magnoliaceae.
AUGGCGAAGAGUAUAUCGACGAUUGAAAUACGGAAAGUAGAGAAGAUGGAUUUAAGUGGGAUGUGUUUGGAUUCUCUUCCAAACCCCACCGUCGAUUUAACAUUGAUUGGCAAGCUGGACCUCUCCGGUAACAAUCUCCAGAGUAUUCCAGAAUCUUUAACGGCCAAGAUGUGUACGUCGAAAAAAUCAUAUAACAGGGCACUACAAGAGCUAAACGCCAACUUCAACAAGCUGACCAGGCUGCCGGACAAUAUGGGCCCGGAGCUGGUCAACCUCCAGAAGCUCUCAGUUAACUCCAACAAGCUCUCUUUCCUCCCCAUCUCCAUCUCCAGAAUCACAUCCCUGCGAAUUUUAGAUGCCCGGCUCAACUGCCUCCGGUCCCUCCCCGGCGACAUCGAUAACCUGAUCAACCUCGAGGUCCUCAAUGUCAGCCAGAACUUCCAGUACCUGCGUGCUCUCCCUCACUCUGUCGGCGGCCUCAUAUCCCUCAUUGAGCUCGAUGCCAGCUACAACAGGAUCACCACCCUCCCCCACUCGAUCAGCUGCCUCAGGAAGCUCCGCAAGCUGUCCGUAGAGGGGAACCCGCUGGUGUCCCCACCGAUGGAGGUCGUCGAGCAUGGUGUGCAGGUGGUGAAGGACUACCUGCGCAACCGCAUGAACGGGACUGUCAGCAGCCCAACCAAGCGGGGCUCUUGGCUUGGCAAGCUGGUCAGGCAUAGGACGUUCAAUGGGCGGGAAGUCAAGGAGCAAAACGGGUUUCUGGUAUCCGAUUACCGGGCCAUCAACAGCCUCGCUUCGCCGAGGUACAUGGAGACGUCCUCACCCCGUCUGCUCUUAUCGCAAAGGAGCCAUUGUGUGAGGUGGAGCUGAACUGGAAACUGAUCCACAACUGAUGGGCCUGCUUUGGAGAUUUUUUGUUGAAGAUGACAACCAAGUUACCAAGACAGGAGGAAAUGCCCUUCCAACUCUAAUGUAAAACAAUCUUUUGCUGGAUGUCUCCGUUAA